GGAAGCCGCAAAUUAAGCCGGCCGGAUCGUGUUUCGCUACUUUUCCGCUAAGUUGAUGAUUUCAUCUCACUGGCCGUUGCAGCGGCAAGCGAUAGAUACCACAUUGUCGGCACUGAACAGCAUAUUGUUUCCAUGAUCUAGUUAAUUAUAUGUUCCCAUUGUCAGGAGCGUUCAUUUGCUGUAUAUGUUUACAGUACGAAAGCUGGUCUAGCGUCGCGAUGUAGCGUGACCUUUGACGUCUACAUAUAGAUAAUCUGUCCUUAUCCAUUGUGAUUGUACGCUGGGGAAGCUGCAUGGUGGCACUGUACAGUGGAUGAUCGAGGAGAGCGGAUAGGAUGUUGAUAGGAUUUCCGCCCAUGAGCGCUACAUGACGCCGGCAUAUAUACAUGCACCGCUGUAUCCCUGGUUAUGUCGCGCUGCUUUCUGCAACUCCUUGCACUGGCCGUCGUCCUAAUGGCCGUGCCGGCUACGGCAUCAGCGGCCGUCAGUAAUGCUGAUGCGAUCGAAAUUAAACCGAGGAUGAACCGGAAAAGGGACGACCCGCUAAAUGGACGGCCUAUAACAGCGGCGGCUGGUCGCCGGCAUUUUGUCAUUCGUAGUCAGUUAAGCGGUGUUGUCGGUCGCGGUAAACGCCGCGCGGGAUGGAACGGCAAAUACGCCCAUUCCAGCGAGGAACGGUACGAUCGGCGCGGGCGGCAGUUCUGGCUGCCGGUGCGUUACCCCGUCGACUACAACGCCCAGUACUACGCAAAGGUCAUGGCCGACCGCGCGGUGCUGCGGGGCAUGGCCAUGUUCCUUCUCUUUUCCUCACUCACCGGGACUUCCGGAGGCGGAGCCAGUGGCGGCCUGGGCGGCGGCGGAGGCGGCGGCGGAGGGAUCGGGGCGCUGGAGCCAGAUCCGUUCGGCGCGGGACUGGCGCCGCCGCCGCCGGCCAUCUUCCCGCCGGACGACAUCGGUGGGCUGAAUCCCUUUUUCGCGCCGGGACCCAUCAUCCCAGGUUUAUUUGACCGGGACUUUUGAACCGUACCGGUCACCACGAACCACCGGCAUCCGGCCGGCACCCGCCGCAUCGGCAGUAUUACCUCUCUCUCUUUCCGGCCACCGGCAUCCGCAUCCCGCGACCCCGGCGGCUAAUGCUCAAGCAUCCGGCUUUCCUCCUUUUUUCCCU
Messenger RNA from Paramacrobiotus metropolitanus, 1168 nucleotides. RefSeq lists its product as uncharacterized. Bases 409 to 1020 code for a protein of 203 amino acids. NCBI's taxonomy places the organism in Eukaryota, Metazoa, Tardigrada, Eutardigrada, Parachela, Macrobiotidae. The record is from RefSeq and is a predicted model, not a curated record. The transcript has 3 exons.